This is a messenger RNA of Brassica rapa (field mustard), 2220 nucleotides long. RefSeq lists its product as uncharacterized. NCBI's taxonomy places the organism in Eukaryota, Viridiplantae, Streptophyta, Magnoliopsida, Brassicales, Brassicaceae. Gene Ontology annotation, biological process: proteolysis. Gene Ontology annotation, molecular function: cysteine-type peptidase activity. The record is from RefSeq and is a predicted model, not a curated record.
AUGGAUUUACCAGAACUCCCGCCGAGGAUGUUUACAUUAGGAGAAGAGCCCGAUGCAAUCAUGAGCAUUUCGUAUCAUUCUGAUGACACAAAGUUGUUUAAAGCUCUAUGUGAUUGUCUCACAGCUGACGAAUAUGAGGAUCUGAAGGCGUCGAAGUUGGGAGUGUUCAUCAAAUUCAAGGAGCUUGACUUUGGUUGGACUUCAAGGCUGUUACAUUUUUUGCUCUGUUUCCAGCUGGACAUCAAGAAGAAUUUUGAGCUCUGGAGUCUUGUCGUUUCACAACCUGUGAGGUUUUCACUGAUAGAGUUUGAACACCUCACUGGGCUGAACUGCGAUUACAUCAAGGACCUGGAAAAUCCAAGGUGUGAGGUUACGACGGAGAUGGCUGCUUUCUGGGAGAAGAUGCGUGUUGAUCUCGAUACUGGGCCAAGUAUUGAACAGAUAACAAAAGUAUUUUACAACUGCGACGAGUGGUCUCGGGAUGAUCACAUGCGGCUGGGAUACCUUGCCAUCUACGCAGGAUACAUCGAAGGGAAAAAGUUCUCAUCCGCUACAUCAGCUAGUCUUGCAAGGCUAGUGAUGGAUUUAGAAAAAUUUGAGAAUUAUCCAUGGGGGAGAGUGGCGUUUAAGGUGCUGAUGGAUUCUCUGAAGGCAAAAGACUUGACGCAAACUGGUUACACUGUUGAUGGGUUCAUACAAGUGCUCCAAGUGUGGGCGUACUAUGCUAUGCCAGAAUUGGGUGCUAAUUAUGGGUCUCCCAUACCAAACAGACCGUCUCCACUGUUGCUGGCUUACAAGGGUGGCAAAAGACAACGCAAAUGUUUUAAGGCAGCUAUCAAUAAACAGACUAUCGUGAAGAACUUCGUUCAGAAGGAUUUUGAUGAAAUGUUUCCAAAAUGGGACGGAGACGUAGAUGACCAUGCCGCGGAUAACAUAAUUAAAGUCAUGUUUAAUGAUCCUGGAUGGGAGUGGACCAUGGAAUGCUGGCAAGUCACCGGUACUCGCAAGGUUGUGAAGAUGGAAGUGAGUCCAGGGAAGAAUGAAGUGAGUCCCGUGAAGACGGAAAAAACUACAAUGAAGUCAGAGAGUGUUGUGAAGGAAGAAAGUAGCAGACCUCGGAAGAAAGCUCGUAGUGAAGGGAUGACGCAUCAGCAGAUUGAAAAGUCCUUGAAGGACAUAUCUGAUGCCAUUAAUCUUGGCUUUGGGACGUGCCUUAGGGAGCUCAAGUUACUGGGGGAUAGGAUGGUAGCUGUGGAGAAGAAGGUGGAAAUCACCAACAAAGGGGGUUCAUCUGAUGAUCGUCAACUUACAACCACUUCAAAUCCACCAAAACCUGUUGACGAACCCGGGAGUGAAAGUGUGAAUGGGGCGAAAGGAGGACGGAAGGAAGCCAAAGAACCGAGUCUUACUACAGAACCGAGUUCCUCGAGAGAGCUCUGUCUUGUGAGACCUGCAGACGACUUACCGAGUGAUGAUCCUAGCGUUCUUUUAUUGGACAAACAAGUUUCCACUGCUUCAGAUUUACUCGUUGAAGAAGCUAGAAGGCAGACAAAGAAGGAGACUGCUUUGGUGAAUCUCCGUAAAAAAAGUGUGCGAGAAAGGAAGAUUGCUCCCACACAGAAAACUCCUUUUAAGGGAAACAGCACUGCCAAACAGAUCAUUCCAAACAAACAGGUUGGCAGAGGCUAUGAUCCUUUUGCACCCUAUGACAAGAUGAAGUCGAAGGAGCUCACUGCAUGGUGGAGGGCCUCCUACCCUGAUUUUAAGAGCGACGCUCCUGAUGCCAACGGUUUAGGAAGAAGACUCCCUGGUGGGGCGUGGAAUUAUCAUGCAGGCGUGAUACCUUCUUUUUGCAAAUCUAAGAAGGUUUGGGGGGUGGAUGUGGAUGAUAUCUAUGCACCUGUGAACAUCAAGAACCAGCAUUGGAUUGCUAUAUGGAUAUCAAUCCCUAAGAAGCACAUCGUUGUCUGGGACAGCAUUGUCUCUCAUAUUAGCCCUGAAGAACUCGAUGAGGUAAUGGAGCCUUUUGUCACAAUGGUCCCUUAUAUGCUUGUUGAGUGUGCGCUCUCUGACGAACAAAAGGUUCAAUACACAUUGGAGCCAUACACAUAUGCGAGACAAACCGUUGGAGUACAUCAGUGCCGAGCUGGUGAUUGUGGCCCCUUCACUCUGAAGUACAUUGAAUGUCAUGCUCUUGGGAUGGAAUUUCCCACCGUUUGA